Messenger RNA from Mycetomoellerius zeteki, 639 nucleotides. RefSeq lists its product as uncharacterized. The record is from RefSeq and is a predicted model, not a curated record. Bases 1 to 639 code for a protein of 212 amino acids. The transcript has 2 exons. Lineage: Eukaryota; Metazoa; Arthropoda; Insecta; Hymenoptera; Formicidae.
AUGACUGAUAUCCUAAACGUCAAGGACGAUCCGAUCUUCGACGAUCGCAUCGUCAAGAUAGAGACUCACACGUACAAUCCGUUUGCCAACACGACGUUCGGGUACAGCGAUGAGAUAAGAAUACCCAUACAGCAACAGGAUCUACGCGUAGUGAUCAACGCUCGUCGCGAGUUGAUUUUAAUACGAGCGCGCAACGACAACAAUUGUCUGAUAGGAGAUUCGACGACAGAGCCGACGCUCGAACUAUUCAAAGUACAGUGGCGAAUGCCGCACGUGUUUUUGAGCGAGAUAAAUAAGCUGUCGAUGCUGCGCGCUUUGGAGAGUGGACGAUAUCUGAGCAUGGCUUUUCGCUCGUGGGAUUUGUACGAGUUUCCGCUCUUGCAGAGCACAACCAAGCAUUCGUGGACCAUCAAGACGGCUAUUCAGCUUGAGAAGCCGCGCUACGUCAUCUUCGCUCUGCAAACUGGCCGAAAAAAUGUCAUGAUCGAGGACAUAAGUCGAUUCGACGAUUGCAAAUUAACCAAUGCGAAACUCUACCUGAACUCGGAAUGUUAUCCGUACGAUAACCUGAAUCUGGAUUCCGAUAAGAACAGAUGUGCGAUUCUGUACGACUUGUACGCGCGUUUCUGCAAGGACUAG